AUGCCUUCCAUCUUCCCCAACCAAGAUACUCUUGUCAACACCUUUGGCUCGAGACAUCCACUCUUUGGCUUUCAUGGAGAGGCACAGAAGCCAGCCCCAACGCCAAUGGAUAGACCUUUGUUCCCUGCAUGGAGCGCCAUUGAUGAUGUCAAGCAUAAAGCAGAGGCCGUGGGCAAGUCAGCUACCAAGGAAUUCGACAAGGCCAGCGCAAAGGUCCAAUCUAAAACUGGUCAAAUCGAGCUGUAUAGUCCAAAGUAUUAUGCUUCGUGUAUCUUUGGAGGUUUACUAGCUUGCGGCUUGACACAUGCUCUUGUCACUCCGCUGGACUUGGUGAAAUGUCGUCGCCAAGUUGAUCCCAAUAUGUACAAAGGCAACCUCGAGGCCUGGUCCAAGAUUGGCCGAGCGGAAGGUAUCCGCGGUAUCUUCACUGGCUGGGGUCCCACCCUUUACGGAUACUCUGCCCAAGGCGCGUUCAAAUACGGUGGAUAUGAGUUCUUCAAGAAAUUUUACAGCGACCUUUUGGGAGAGGAAAAAGCUAUCCGCUGGAGAACAUCAGUAUACUUGACUGCCAGUGCGUCUGCAGAGUUUAUCGCAGAUGUUGCACUUUGUCCAUUCGAGGCUGUAAAAGUCCGAAUGCAAACUACAAUCCCACCUUUUGCGACUCGAACAUUUGCUGCAAUGUCUCACAUCACUGCAAAAGAAGGCGUUGGAGGACUGUUUAAGGGGCUGUACCCACUCUGGGGCCGGCAAAUUCCGUACACGAUGAUGAAAUUCGCGUCGUUCGAAAGGAUUGUGGAAAUGAUAUAUAACCGUCUCCCAGGCCAGAAGUCGGAUUAUAACAAGGGUGCACAAACAGCCGUUGCUUUUACUGGUGGUUACUUAGCUGGUAUUCUUUGCGCCAUCGUGUCGCAUCCGGCAGAUGUCAUGGUCAGCAAACUUAACGCCAAUCGCCUUCCUGGCGAAGCGUUCGGCGCAGCUAUGGGCCGAAUUUACAAGGAGAUUGGAUUUAUGGGUCUUUGGAACGGUCUGCCCGUGAGAAUUGUCAUGAUUGGCACAUUGACUGGCCUCCAAUGGAUGAUUUACGACUCCUUCAAGAUUUUCAUGGGCCUACCAACAACUGGUGGCCCAGCUCCGGCCAAACAGACCACCUAG
Molecule: messenger RNA, 1152 nt
Organism: Blastomyces dermatitidis ER-3
Lineage: Eukaryota; Fungi; Ascomycota; Eurotiomycetes; Onygenales; Ajellomycetaceae
Product: mitochondrial phosphate carrier protein 2
Exons: 6
Coding region: 1-1152 (383 amino acids)
Biological process (GO): mitochondrial phosphate ion transmembrane transport
Cellular component (GO): mitochondrial inner membrane
Molecular function (GO): phosphate transmembrane transporter activity
Source: RefSeq, a predicted model, not a curated record